AUGGCUGAUUUGCAGGGCCGCAAGGUCUUCAAGGUUUUCAACCAGGACUUUAUCGUGAACGAACAAUACAAUGUCACCAAGGAGCUCGGUCAAGGAGCCUACGGUAUCGUGUGCGCGGCUACCAACAUCCAGACCGGCGAGGGUGUCGCCGUCAAGAAGGUGACCAAUGUCUUCAGCAAGAAGAUCCUGGCCAAGCGCGCUCUCCGUGAGAUCAAGCUGCUCCAGCACUUCCGCGGUCAUCGCAAUAUCACAUGCCUCUACGAUAUGGAUAUUCCCCGACCGGACAACUUCAACGAAACAUAUCUCUACGAGGAAUUGAUGGAAUGCGACCUGGCGGCCAUCAUCCGCUCCGGUCAGCCGCUGACCGAUGCCCACUUCCAGUCCUUUAUCUACCAGAUCCUCUGCGGUCUCAAGUAUAUCCACUCCGCAAACGUCCUGCACCGUGACCUGAAGCCCGGUAACCUGCUCGUCAAUGCCGACUGCGAGCUGAAGAUUUGUGACUUCGGUCUCGCCCGUGGUUUCUCCAUUGACCCGGAGGAGAACGCCGGAUAUAUGACCGAGUACGUCGCAACACGCUGGUACCGUGCGCCAGAGAUCAUGUUGAGCUUCCAGAGCUACACUAAAGCAAUUGACGUCUGGUCCGUUGGCUGCAUUCUCGCCGAGCUCCUCGGCGGCCGCCCCUUCUUCAAGGGCCGCGACUACGUCGACCAGCUAAACCAGAUCCUUCACUUCCUGGAAUACGUGCGCAACCUCCCCUUCAUGCCCAAGGUCCCCUUCAAGACCCUCUUCCCGCAAGCCAACCCAGACGCCCUCGACCUGCUUGACCGCAUGCUGGCCUUCGACCCCUCCUCCCGUAUCUCCGUCGAGGAAGCCCUCGAACACCCCUACCUGCACAUCUGGCACGACGCCUCGGACGAGCCCAACUGCCCCACCACCUUCGACUUCACCUUCGAAGUCGUCGACGAGGUCCCCGAUAUGCGCAAGAUGAUCCUCGACGAGGUCGUGCGCUUCCGCGCUACUGUCCGCCAACAAUCUCAAGGUCACGCUGCGGGCCAGCAGCAGGCUGCUCAGCAGACCAAUGUCCCCAUUCCGGAUCAGCAGGGCUCGUGGAAGACUGAAGAUCCCAGACCUCAGGAGGCUACCGCUGGCGGUAGCUACAACCCUAAUGAUUUGGAAUCAUCGCUGCAGCGCGGCAUGGAUAUGCACCACCGCUGA
Molecule: messenger RNA, 1215 nt
Organism: Penicillium brevicompactum
Lineage: Eukaryota; Fungi; Ascomycota; Eurotiomycetes; Eurotiales; Aspergillaceae
Gene: mpkA
Product: mitogen-activated serine/threonine-protein kinase SLT2
Exons: 6
Coding region: 1-1215 (404 amino acids)
Biological process (GO): intracellular signal transduction; protein phosphorylation
Cellular component (GO): cytoplasm; nucleus
Molecular function (GO): ATP binding; MAP kinase activity
Source: RefSeq, a predicted model, not a curated record